Linum tenue is the source of this 2793-nucleotide messenger RNA. The record is from the annotation of a GenBank genome assembly. Lineage: Eukaryota; Viridiplantae; Streptophyta; Magnoliopsida; Malpighiales; Linaceae.
UCCCACUCACCAUUAUCAAAAUUGGAAGCUCUUAACCAAAACCAUUUUCCUUUUUUCCAUUUCCUCUCCUGACCUCUAUUUUCCCAUCUCCCAAACAUUCUCAGAGAAAGAAGGAUUUCGUUUCGACUCUCGAGCUACAUCCCAGUGGCUGGUUGCUUUGUCCUCUGGGAAGAUUUUUAUGCUUGGGUUCUUCUCCUAGCUAGCUAGUUGGUCAUUAAUAAAGUCGACGGAGCAUUGUUUUGGGUACUGGGUCAACGUGGAGGAGGUGGAUGUUUCAACUUCAACUUUGAUCGUUUCCUUUUCUCUCGUUUUCUGGGCUCCUCUCAUAUCCGGCUGAAUCUUCGGCGAGGAAGGAAAGUUCUUCCCUUUCACGUCCUGGAGAAACUAUGGGUGAAUUGGAGCUCUUGUAACUCGGAGGGACAGAGGAAGCUAUAAACGCGGCAGUAAUGGAGUUGCCGAUUGGAGGAGCGAUCUGGCACUCCGGGUUUUGCUGGUUAAUCUUGCUCCUCCAUUUCGUUUACAGAGUUUCCUCCAACGCCGAAGGAGAUGCCUUGAAUGCACUGAAGACAAAUUUGGCUGAUCCUAAUAACGUUCUGCAAAGUUGGGAUCCUACCCUUGUCAAUCCUUGUACUUGGUUUCAUGUCACCUGUAACAGCGAGAAUAGUGUGACACGAGUUGAUCUUGGAAACGCAAAUCUAUCAGGUCAACUGGUUCCCCAGCUUGGUCAGCUGCCAAACUUGCAGUACUUGGAGCUUUACAGUAAUAAUUUAAGCGGCAGGAUUCCUGACGAGCUUGGAAAUUUGACGGCAUUGGUGAGCUUGGAUCUUUACUUGAACAACUUGACUGGUCCAAUUCCAGUGACUCUGGGGAAGCUUGAAAAACUCCGUUUCCUGCGUCUCAACAACAAUACAUUGUCAGGAACUAUCCCUGUGACCCUAACUAAUGUCAUGUCCUUGCAAGUCCUGGAUCUCUCAAAUAAUCAACUAACAGGAGAUAUUCCUGUUAAUGGUUCUUUCUCUCUAUUUACUCCUAUAAGUUUUGCAAAUAAUCGGCUGAAUGUACCUCCGGCUUCUCCGCCUCCUCCUCUUCCACCAUCAGCACCGACUGCUUCUAAUGGAAAUAGUGCUACUGGAGCUAUUGCCGGAGGAGUUGCUGCGGGUGCUGCUCUGUUGUUUGCUGCUCCAGCAAUUGCCCUUGCUUAUUGGCGGCGAAGAAAACCACAAGAUCUUUUCUUCGACGUACCUGCUGAAGAAGAUCCAGAAGUCCAUCUUGGACAGCUUAAAAGGUUUUCUUUGCGUGAACUGCAAGUUGCAUCAGAUAAUUUUAGCAACAAAAACAUUUUGGGUAGGGGUGGGUUUGGCAAAGUGUAUAAAGGACGCCUGGCUGAUGGUACACUAGUAGCUGUAAAGAGAUUGAAGGAGGAGCGUACACAAGGUGGUGAGCUUCAGUUCCAAACAGAAGUAGAAAUGAUCAGCAUGGCUGUCCAUCGCAACUUGCUUCGACUACGUGGCUUCUGUAUGACACCGACUGAAAGGCUACUUGUAUAUCCCUAUAUGGCUAAUGGAAGUGUAGCAUCAUGUUUGAGAGAGCGCCCGGAUUCACAGUCUCCUCUCAACUGGCCAAAAAGGAGGGGAAUAGCGUUAGGUUCUGCUCGUGGGCUGGCUUAUUUGCAUGAUCAUUGUGAUCCUAAGAUCAUUCAUCGAGAUGUGAAGGCUGCAAAUAUAUUGUUGGAUGAGGAAUUUGAAGCAGUAGUUGGGGACUUUGGGUUGGCUAAACUCAUGGACUACAAGGAUACCCAUGUCACCACUGCUGUACGUGGCACUAUCGGGCACAUAGCCCCCGAGUACCUAUCGACUGGCAAAUCAUCCGAGAAGACUGAUGUUUUUGGAUAUGGUGUCAUGCUUCUUGAGCUAAUCACUGGACAGAGAGCGUUCGAUCUUGCUCGGCUUGCAAAUGAUGACGAUGUCAUGUUACUUGAUUGGGUAUGUAUUUUAACACCGUCACCUGUGAAAGGGCUACUCAAGGACAAGAAGUUGGAGACAUUGGUGGAUGGCGAUCUGCAAGGUAACUACAUUGACGAAGAGGUAGAGCAGCUGAUCCAAGUGGCUCUCCUAUGCACGCAAAGCUCUCCCAUGGAACGCCCGAAAAUGUCAGAGGUCGUUCGAAUGCUUGAAGGCGAUGGCUUGGCCGAGAGAUGGGAAGAGUGGCAGAAAGAAGAGAUGUUCAGGCAAGACUAUAACCAUAACCACCAUCCCAACAGCAACUGGAUCGUGGAUUCUACGUCGCAUAUUCCUCCGGACGAACUGUCAGGUCCCAGAUGACGAUGCUGAUGGUAACCAUGAAAUCCAUUGCAUCCCCUUCCACCUUGGACGCCUGUCUUGUGUCUGAAAGUCGGCUUUUUUUGUUCGUUCACACAUUUGUGCAUAUAGUUUUUCUUUUUCGAUUCUCUUUUUGAUUGUCAAUGUGUAGUCUAUACCCCAUAUAUUUGGAUUGGAGCUGGGAGCUGCUGGAAGUAUUGUUGUAAUAUUUUUUUUCAUAGGGGGACAGGACCUUCAAAUGAUGAAAAUGGUGCUAGUGAACAAGGCUGACAAACCAGCCAUGGAAGCAUCCCCCAUUCGCCCUUGUUUUUGUUUUAAAUGUAAUUCAGAUCCCCAAGUCAUUAUUGUAGAUCUUCCUUUGCAUGGAUUAUAAGAUAAUGUUUUGCCCAUGAGUUCUGUGACAUGAAUACAAUAAUCUUUCUGAAUUGCUAGAUGCUGCAUUUUUAAGAUGAUAAUUAAAUAGUCAAAUUUCUAC